UACGAUCCUCGAGAGAAAUACAAGUGCUCUACAUUCUAUAUCCGUGAUCAAGCAAACUGCGGCUCAUGCUGGGCUGUGUCCACGGCAGCCGCGAUCUCGGAUCGUAUUUGUAUUGCGACCAAUGGUGAAAAACAGGUGAACAUUUCUUCCACUGACAUUUUGACAUGCUGCAAUCCAGAAUGUGGUUUUGGGUGCGAGGGAGGCUGGUCCAUCAGAGCUUGGCAGUACUUCGUUUACGAAGGAGUUGUUUCUGGAGGAGAAUACCUCACAAAAGGUGUCUGCCGUCCCUAUCCGAUUCAUCCAUGUGGACGUCACGGAAACGAAACUUACUAUGGCGAAUGUCCUAGACCGGCGCCAACUCCAUUGUGUAAAAAGAAAUGCCAACCUGGUUACAAAAAAAUCUUCAGGAUGGACAAACGACGAGCGCCAAGAGAAGAAGCUAUCCAAAGGGAAAUACUUAAGAAUGGACCGGUUGUGGCCUCGUUUGCCGUCUAUGAAGAUUUUUCGCGUUACAAAACAGGAGUCUAUAAGCAUACUGCUGGUGCGCUACGAGGUUACCAUGCAGUGAAAAUGAUGGGAUGGGGAGUGGAUAGCAAAACAAAUACAAAAUAUUGGCUUAUUGCCAAUUCUUGGCAUAACGAUUGGGGAGAAAAUGGAUACUUCCGCAUAAUUCGAGGAAUUGACGACUGUGGAAUUGAAGAAACUGUAGCCGCCGGAAUUGUCGACGUAGAAAGUCUUUAA
Molecule: messenger RNA, 741 nt
Organism: Haemonchus placei
Lineage: Eukaryota; Metazoa; Nematoda; Chromadorea; Rhabditida; Trichostrongylidae
Source: the annotation of a GenBank genome assembly